Molecule: messenger RNA, 3003 nt
Organism: Rhodofomes roseus
Lineage: Eukaryota; Fungi; Basidiomycota; Agaricomycetes; Polyporales; Fomitopsidaceae
Exons: 14
Coding region: 29-2713 (894 amino acids)
Biological process (GO): ribosomal small subunit biogenesis
Cellular component (GO): nucleolus
Molecular function (GO): RNA binding; protein binding
Source: RefSeq, a predicted model, not a curated record
GCCAAUCAGAUGUGUUCCUCUCCAAAUUAUGCGCGCACAAUCGGGGCCUUCACUCCCCCAGUCCCUGCUCGAAGAGCUCAGCGGCCAGACUGACGAUAGUCACCACCGAAGACCAAAGACAGGAAACCGGCGGGGCUCGAGGAAGGAGGCCCGAAAGCAGGCGCGCGAGGGUCGGAAACAGCGCAAGACUCAGUUCUUCUCGCUGCAACAUGCCCAGCCACAAUAUACACAUACCAAGCGGCUCGCGGAACACGAGCACCCCGAAUCACCGAAGCGCAAGAAGGCGAGGCUCACCCAGCCUGCACCGGUCGCACCAGCCGCCAACUCUGCCUUGAAUGAUAGUAAACCUGCCAAGGUUCCCAAAGCACCAAAACCUGCCAAAAGUGCCUCAGAUGCGGGCCAGUCGCGAUCUCAAUCGCAGACACCUCUGGAGAAGCUAGCGCGCCGCUCGGAAGCGGCCCCGAAGAAGGCCAAGCUGAAGUCUGUGCCCUCGAGUUCUGCGGCUCCGCCACGAUCCCGAAAAGACGAGGAAGAGGAUGCAUACAUUGCCUAUCUAGAGUCGAAGCUUGGGUAUAGCAAAGGAGGGAAACGGACUCAGAAGUACGGGAAGGGAGAGGAGGAUGGGCUUGACGACCUAUUACAGGAUCUCGACUCCAUAGAAGCCUCGAUACUUCCUGGCUCUAAGUCCAGUGCCCGUGCACUUGAUGGAGACCUGUCUGACGCAGAUGCAUUUAAUGCCGAGGACGACUCAGAUGCAGAAGAGAGCUCUGAUGCAGACGAAGACGAAGACGCAGAUAUGAGUGGGAUGUCAGAGGCGGGCGAAGACCAGGAAUGGAGUGGUAUAGAAGGCGAGGAGGAGGACGACAGUGAGAGCGAUGACGAGGAAUUUACAAACGCUUCCCUUGAGGGUCCUAGUCCGGACCCUGCACCAAAAUCUGCGACAACUCCGGCCGGGCGAUAUAUUCCCCCACAUCUGAGGAAUCGCACACAGGGCGGCGAAGUGGCUGUUCAGUCAGAAGCGCAGCUUAAGCUCAUGAGACAGUUAAAGGGACUGCUUAACAGGCUGACCGAACAGAACAUCGCAUCUAUGGUGGACGGUGUCGAAGAGAUAUAUCGUAACCAUCGACGACAUGACGUAACGUCUACGCUUACUACUCUCAUUGUGGACGGCAUCUCCUCCCACUCAAUGCUCCUCGACUCCUAUGUUGUCCUUCACGCGGCAUUCGUAUCUGCCCUCCACAAACUCAUCGGCAUCGAAUUCGCUGCAUACUUCCUCCAGAAUUCCGUCGCCGAGUACGAGCGCCACUUCGCAGAGGCUCAAAGCGGCCGGCCUGCACCCCAAGCAGCUUCGGAGGCAAAGCCGGAAGAGGAUGUGGACAACUUCGGCAAGGAGGCCUCGAACCUCAUCGUCCUGCUCUCGGAGCUGUACAACUUCCAGGUCGUCUCUUGCGUCCUGGUGUACGAUCUUAUCCGGGGUUUGUUGGAUGGCGACCUUACGGAGUUUGCAAUAGAGCUGCUCUUGAAGAUUACGCGAAAUUCUGGACAUCAGCUGCGACAGGACGAUCCGACGGCGCUCAAGAGCAUCAUUCAAAGUGUGCACUCCAAGCUACCAAGCCAAGCGAACGCAAUGAGCUCCCGAGCACGCUUCAUGAUUGAGACCCUGACCAACCUCAAGAACAAUAAAGUCAAGAAGAACGCAGCGAGCACCGCGGGCGAAGAGACGGUGGAGCGCCUGAAGAAGUUCCUCUCAGGCUUGAGCAAGAAACGCCAUGUGUUGUCGCACGAACCCCUCCGCGUGAGCCUUGAGGACCUGCACAAUGCGGGGAGCAAAGGAAAGUGGUGGCUCGUCGGGGCCGCCUGGGGAGGUGAUCCUCUCGUGGAGCACCAGGAGGCCCGGCGUGAGGCCUCCAGCAAGGCGAGCGUUGACGCGGAGGCGAUCAAUGAGAACGUCUUGCUGAAGCUGGCGCGGAAGCAGGGCAUGAACACUGAGAUUCGGAGAGGGGGCUUCGUCGUGCUGAUGAGCAGUGAGGACUACGUGGAUGCAUGUGAACGACUUUCGCAGCUCAAGCUGACCGAGGUCCAGCAGCGCGAGAUCAUCCGCGUCAUCCUGCACUGCUGCGGCAACGAGAAGAUGUACAACCCAUUCUACACUCUCGUCGGGCAGCAGCUGUGCAGGACAUCGCACGCGCACCGGAUCACGCUGCAGUUCUGCCUGUGGGACUUCCUCCGCGACCUCGGCGAGACGGCCGUGGGCGGCGCGGAGGUCAUCAAGAACCUCGGCGAGGACGCGGGGUUCGACGUCAAGAGCAUCUCGUCGACGAGGCUCCGGAACGUCGCGAGGGCGUAUGGUUGGUGGAUCGCGAAAGACUGCUGCACGUUUGCGAUCCUCAAGCCCGUUGACUUCACCGUGCUCAAGCCCCAGUCGCACACCUUCCUCAAGGAGCUCCUCACACAGGUCUUCGUCAGCACACAAGUCUCCACCCCGCUGCUCAGCGCCGACCCGAACGCGCUCCCGACGAGGAACCGCGGGCCGCUCGAAGAGGUGUUCAUCAAGGCGACCCGGGUGCAGAACCUCGCGGUAGGCCUCAUCUUCUUUAUUGGCGAGGCGUUCCGCGGGGAGGCCUUGGGCGACGAGAAGGGCUUUGUCAGGUGGGCGAGUCAGGUGGCGAGGGAUACGUUGCGCACGGGGAUGGAUGUCGUCGCGGGGCUGUAGGGCUUGAGUGGUGUUUGGUUAGGGUUGCUUAUGAAAUGCGACGCUGGAGUAGACGUUGCCGCUUUUGCCGCCGAAGGAAAAGCUCGGGAACGGUAUGCGUGAGCUGCGCGUGCAGCUGUGAGCCAGAGUAAUCCGAGUAGAGGGCGGUCUUUGAGUACAUACUGGUACACCAGGCCAGUCUCCGCCGUGGCGAACUUCGCCUUGAGCUCUUCUUCCGUGAAAUUACAAGCUGCGGCGAUAUGGUGUGAGGGCAGGUGGGGCCGGAGGCAGGAGUACAUACACGUUAUGAG